AUGGCCGACCGUUGCAUUCGUCUGAUUGGAUUCUUUGUCUUUACCCUAACUCUCCCAAAAAAUCGACCAACUGGUAAGUCGUCUCCAUUUGGACUCUUCCAGAAAGAUGCGAAGGCUUUCAGUUAUUGGGCUUUCUCCAUCCCCACAACUCCUUCAGGUAAUCUUCAACUCAUCACCAUGUUCUCUAUUUUCUUGAACCAAGUUCCUCUAGCGAAGAUAAAGACUUUGGAGAACAAUGAACCCAUUUGGAAAUGUUGCAUUUUCGGAUGCCUUGACCUGAGUUUAGUAAAUCAAGGUGAUGCAAAUUUUGAAAACGCUGCAAUUGGAAAUACCCUUGAACAAUUUCCGGAGGUCGAGUAUUGGAACUUAAUUACUAUAGAAGCGAAUGAUAAGAGCUUGCAAGGUGGGAGGAAACUAAUGUCUGACUUCACUUUCAUCCUGAAUCGUCAACGCAUCUACCUCCAAAACAGCUGGUCUAAUAUAAUUACGGACAGCCGCAACAGAACGAACUUGUACUCAGUUGGUAGUAGGAUAGGCGCAAGAUUGUGGAGGGGUUCAAGCCGGGAUAUCGAAGAGGUGCGUAACCGGAGGACGAACCCAGGAAGAACCUACUGUCAAUCUUCAGGACAUUGUCCCUACAGAGAUGUUAAGGCGGCUUGCUGUAUGUCUCGUUAG
Messenger RNA from Lindgomyces ingoldianus, 675 nucleotides. RefSeq lists its product as uncharacterized. Bases 1 to 675 code for a protein of 224 amino acids. The record is from RefSeq and is a predicted model, not a curated record. The transcript is spliced from 8 exons. NCBI's taxonomy places the organism in Eukaryota, Fungi, Ascomycota, Dothideomycetes, Pleosporales, Lindgomycetaceae.